Trichomonas vaginalis G3 is the source of this 675-nucleotide messenger RNA. RefSeq names its product phage tail repeat-like family. The record is from RefSeq and is a predicted model, not a curated record. Lineage: Eukaryota; Parabasalia; Trichomonadida; Trichomonadidae. Bases 1 to 675 code for a protein of 224 amino acids. The transcript has a single exon.
AUGGAAGAUGGACAACAGUUGAAAGAGCUUGAGAAAGGUGUUACAGAGUUAAGGAAUACAAAAGCAGACUCGACAUGGAUAAAAGGAUAUGUAGAUGCAACAAAAGAACGUAUUUUCGCAUGGACAGAAGGAACAUACCCACAAAAAUAUCAUAGACAUAGCAUCUCUGACGUAAAUGAACUUGAAGAAAGGUUAUAUAAGAAAGCAGACAAAACAGAGCUUCAAACAUUAAAGAUUGAAAUACUUCAAACAGUAUAUCCUAUAGGUUCUAUUUAUACGUCAAUGAACUCUACCAGACCAGAAGUAGUACUUGGUUUUGGAACUUGGACUCAAAUAGUCGAAAGGUUUUUGUAUUGUGCAAACUCUUCAAAGGUAACAGGUGGAAGUAAAACGAUUUCAGGUGAAAACUUACCUGCACACAGUCACUACAUAAAUUUAACUACAGCUGAAGCAGGUUGGCAUAAGCAUAGAUAUUGGGAUUGGACAGGAAUGACAAAAGGUAAAGGAUAUGAUGUUAAAGACGACGUUAAGUUUGCUAUAAAUUGUUACUGGGAUGACACUCAGGGAGGAGGAAGCCAUACACAUCGCAUUACAGGAUAUUCGGAAACAACGGGACAGAGUAAAGACUACAUGCCACCUUACAUGACAGUUUACGCAUGGUAUAGAAAUGCUUAG